CUGCCGCGGCGGUGAAGAGAAACAGCGAGGCAACGCAAGAGACCGUACAGCAUCCCUACAGUAACUACCCGAUACCGUUCGCUCUCAGCUUUCCCAUGUUGAUUCUCAGCCUCCUGCCCCUCCUCCUGUUGCCGGGCCAUGGUUGCCAUGCCGCUGACAUUCCGGAGGACACCACGGCAGAGUUCUCCGUCAGACUGUACCACCAGCUGCAGGCGCGCGGGGGGGGUGACAACAUCAUCUUCUCCCCCCUGAGUGUGGCUGUGGCCCUGGGCAUGGUGGAGCUGGGGGCCCGCGGGGCCUCCCUCACACAGAUACGCCAGGCUGUUGGCUUCAGCCACCUACCUACAGAUGAGGAGUUCUCUCUGCUCCAGAACCUGACAGGGGCUCUGUCUGAAGACGACGCCCACUACAUCAUCCGAUUGGCCAACUCCCUCUUCCUGCAGAGUGGAGUGACCUUUAACCCGGAGUUCCUGCGGCUGAUGAGGAAGUACUUCCGGGCGGAGGUGGAGACGGUGGACUUCAGCGAAUCAGCCGCCGUGGCAGAGCAGAUCAAUGGCUGGGUGGAGAAUCACACUGAGAGUAAGAUCCGUGACCUGUUGUCAGCAGAUGACUUCAGCAGUGUGACCCAGCUGACCCUGGUCAACGCUGUGUACUUCCGGGGAAGCUGGAAGAACCAGUUCAGACCGGAAAACACCAGAACCUUCUCUUUCAGCAAAGACGACGGGAGCGAGGCCCAGACACACAUGAUGUACCAGCAGGGAGACUUCUACUAUGGUGAGUUCAGUGAUGGUUCAUCCGAGGCAGGUGGUGUGUACCAGGUGUUGGAGAUGCCCUAUGAAGGAGAGGACAUGAGCAUGCUGGUGGUGUUACCCAGACAGGAAGUCCCCCUGGCAGUCCUGGAGCCAAUCAUCAGAGCCCCUCUCUUGGAGGAGUGGGCCAACAACGUCAAGAGGCAGAAGGUGGAGGUCUACCUACCCAGGUUUAAGGUUGAGCAGAAGGUAGACCUGAAGGAGGCUCUGCAGGAUCUGGGCAUCAAGAACAUCUUCAGUAAAGAUGCUGACCUCUCUGCCAUGACAGACGGUAAGGACCUGUUCAUUGGGAAGGCGGUGCAGAAAGCCUACCUGGAGGUGACCGAGGAGGGGGCGGAGGGAGCUGCAGGAUCAGGAAUGAUAGCCCUCACCAGGACUCUGGUUCUGUACCCUCAGGUCAUGGCGGAUCAUCCCUUCUUCUUCAUCAUCAGAAACCGCAGGACAGGUUCUAUCCUGUUCAUGGGCAGGGUUAUGACGCCAGAGGUCAUUGAGCCUACCGACUUCGACAAUGACUCCAUGUAACUAUGACGACGACCAAUGGGAUUCCAGUGUGCUGCUAUCCUGCUAUGAGGUCAUAUGCUCAAAGCCAAUCAGAUCCAGGCAAAACGACGCCAUAAACGCAACCUUUCCUCUCCCCAUCGUCGGCUGUGUUUUUAUACUCUUAUCGAGAAUAUACAUGAUUCCUAUUCUAUAUUCUAUAUUCUAUUUGAUAUAUAUUGAUAUAUACAAAUAAUGUGACUGUGUUUUGAUACUGUAAGCUUUAACCACUUGGUAAGAGAGAGGGAGAGAGAGAGAUGUAAAUAUAUAUAAAGAAAAGUUAAAUGGUUUCUAUGGUCUAUUGGAUCAGUAGACAGCCAUGAGACAUCUGUGCACUGCCCCUUUAAUUUCACUAGCCUCACACACACAUGCUCUGUCGUUUCAGGUGUCUCCCAAAUCAACGCCAUUAUAUUCCUGUACAUUUACUACUGUGUUAUAUAUAAGACUAGAUAUUUAUUGCAACAAAAAAAACGUGUGCAGAUUAUAUAUACAUAUAUAUAUAUAUAUACGUAUGUAAACACAGAAUCUUAGUAAUUCAAUUUUAGUCCC
Oncorhynchus masou masou (cherry salmon) is the source of this 1895-nucleotide messenger RNA. RefSeq names its product neuroserpin-like. Gene Ontology annotation, molecular function: serine-type endopeptidase inhibitor activity. The transcript is spliced from 9 exons. Lineage: Eukaryota; Metazoa; Chordata; Actinopteri; Salmoniformes; Salmonidae. Bases 96 to 1331 code for a protein of 411 amino acids. Gene Ontology annotation, biological process: negative regulation of endopeptidase activity. The record is from RefSeq and is a predicted model, not a curated record.